AUGGCUAGUUGUAUCAUUAUUUCCAACUGGUAUAUUUUCUUGUUUAGUGUUUUUUAUAUCAACUUACUAUGUUGUACUUGUACAUCUAAAAUUAGUCAAGGGGAAAUUUUAAGAGAUGGUGAUAUGUUAAUUUCUCCAAAAAGGAAAUUUAAUUUGGGAUUUUUUAGUCCAAAUGCUUCUAAUAAUCAAAGGUUUGUUGGUAUAUGGUAUGUUGAUGGUCCAAAAAAUUCAUUUGUUUGGAUUGCAAACAGAGAUAAACCAAUUUUUGAUAAAAAUGGUGUUUUUACUAUUGAGAAAAAUGGGAAUUUAGUGGUGAAAAAUGGUCGUGGCGAUUUAAUGUGGACGAAUAAUGUUACUGCAAUGAAUAAUAAUUGUACAGCACAUCUUUCUGAUAAUGGAAAUCUUAGGAUGUUUAAUGGCAAUAACAAGGAGUUGUGGCAGAGUUUUCAGCAUCCUACAGAUACAUUUUUACCAGAAAUGAGAUUUUAUUUGGAUGAAGUUUUGAGGUCAUGGACUAGUGAAAGUGAUCCUUCACCUGGACGGUACUCAUUAGGAGUAAAUACUCGUGGAUCACCACAAAUUGUGAUCUUGGAUGGAGAGAAGAGACGUUGGCGGAGUGGAUACUGGGAUGGACGCAUAUUCACAGGAGUUACAGAUAUGAAGCCCGAGUAUCUACAUGGUUUCAAGCUUUACAAUGAAGGAGAUAAGUUAUACUUCACUUACACUGUUGCAGAUUCUUCUGAUUUGGUGAGGUUCCAUAUUAGUCCAACCGGAUACGAGCUGGAACAAAGGUGGGAUAAAGAUAACGAAAACUGGAGUAUAAUACAGUCUCAUCCAUCAGGUGAUUGUGACUUGUAUAACUUAUGUGGGAAUUUCGCGAAAUGUGAUGUCACAUAUUUGAAAAAAUGCAUUUGUUUAGUUGGAUUUGUACCGAAAAAUUUGGGGCAAUGGAAUGCGAGGAACUGGUCAGAAGGGUGUGUUAGGAGGAAAGAACUGGAAUGCAGAGGAAAUAACAGUGUCGUGAAGAGUGUUAGUGGAAAGAAGGACGGAUUCUUUGAGAUUGAGAAAAUCAAGUUGCCGGAUUUUGCUGAUACUGCAUAUUUACAAAAUAUCGAUGAGUGUCGAAGCAUGUGCCUUGAAAAUUGUUCAUGUACUGCUUAUGCUUUUGUUAGCGGAAUCAAUUGCAUGAUGUGGAGUGGAGAUUUAGUCGAUAUGCAGCAGUUUCAGGAAGGCGGAAACACUCUCCAUGUUCGCCUUGCUAAUUCUGAAUUUGGUAAAAAUGUCUGGAAGCAACAAGACAGUCAAAAUUGUGGUAAUAUCCGUUAUGGUAGCCGGGGCUUUUCUUUGUCCAAUAGGAUCAACCAAAUGGAGACAAGCGAUCCAACUAGGAGCGGAGAGUUUUCUAUGAACACAUCAGGAGCAGGAGACUUGAGUAUUGAAGGACAUCAAGGAAGUGGUUCAGAACUUAUAUUCUUCAGUUUCAGUGGUGUAGCAGCAGCUACCGAUAACUUUUCUAACGAAAACAAGCUGGGACAAGGUGGAUUUGGCCCUGUCUACAAGGGAAAACUACUAUGUGGCGUAGAAAUUGCAGUGAAGAGACUUUCAAGAAAGUCAGGACAAGGUGUGGAGGAAUUCAAGAAUGAGAUCAAGCUAAUCGCCAAAUUACAACAUAGAAAUCUUGUUAGACUUAUGGGAUGCUGCAUUGAAGGAGAAGAAAAGAUGCUUCUUUACGAGUACAUGGCCAACAGAAGUUUAGAUUCAUUUCUAUUUGAUCCUGUUAAGCAAGCUCAAUUAGACUGGAGGAAACGCUUCAACAUUAUUGAAGGGAUUGCACGAGGGCUAUUGUAUCUCCAUAGAGAUUCGCGACUCAGAAUAAUCCAUAGGGAUUUAAAGGCUAGUAACAUUUUGCUAGAUGAAGAGAUGAACCCGAAAAUUUCAGACUUUGGUAUGGCUAGGAUAUUUGGUGGAAAUGAAAAUGAAGCAAAUACAAAUAGAGUAGUUGGGACAUACGGAUAUAUGGCUCCUGAAUAUGCAAUGGAAGGCUUGUUCUCCGGAAAAUCUGAUGUUUAUAGCUUUGGUGUACUAUUACUGGAGAUCAUCUGUGGACGGAGGAACACAAGCUUUCGUUCAAAUGAACACUCUGGCAUUAUUGGUUAUGCAUGGCAGAAGUGGGAUGAAGGUACACCAAUGGACUUAGUAGACCGUUCUAUUUGGGACGAGUGUAAACAUGAUGAAGCAUUGAGAUGUAUACAGUUAGCACUAAUUUGUGUACAAGACAUGGCAGUUCACAGACCGAGCAUAUCAUCCAUCGUGUUAAUGUUGGAGACGGACAAUAUACGAUUGCCCUUGCCUAGGCAACCUACAUAUACCUCAAUGAGAAAACAUGAAGAUGCAGAAACAUGGAAUGAGAAGCAGGAUUUUUCUGCAAACAAUGUCACAAUUAGUGUUAUAGUUGGUAGAUGA
Molecule: messenger RNA, 2463 nt
Organism: Solanum verrucosum
Lineage: Eukaryota; Viridiplantae; Streptophyta; Magnoliopsida; Solanales; Solanaceae
Product: G-type lectin S-receptor-like serine/threonine-protein kinase B120
Exons: 9
Coding region: 1-2463 (820 amino acids)
Biological process (GO): protein phosphorylation; recognition of pollen
Molecular function (GO): ATP binding; protein serine/threonine kinase activity
Source: RefSeq, a predicted model, not a curated record